AUGCCCGGACCACGUGGAAAGGGAAAGUCUGGACGUCCCAAGGCUCGGACACCAUCUACCGCGUCGGGCUCGACCGCCCAUAACACCUACACCAUCCCGGAGGGGUUCUUCGCCGACAUCGACAAUGCAGGGACAUGGCGGCUGAUUGUGGAUGUACUGUGUGAAUACCUGGCGCUUCCAGACCUUGGGACGAGGAGCGGCUUGAAGAAAGUUCACGCUCACUUCCCUGAAAUGUCUAAAAAGCUCGAUACCAUGUACAUCGCUGCGCAGAAGAAGGGCAACGAACGCCUUAUGGGCGGCAUCGUUGGCGUUUGGGCGAAGAUGUGCGCCGACUCUAUCCUAAGAGACAAGCUCUUCCAAGAAGGGCUGCUCUCCAAGGUUAUGCCACUCAUUGAAUACGAUUCCACCCGCCAUAUGGCACUGAAUGCGCUCUCUGUCGUCACACACCACGGCGGCGUUGUCGCCCGGCGCGAAAUUGCGCGCAAGAACCCUGUGCUUAUGAAGCUCAUACAGGCCCACCCGGAUGACGCGAAGGUGCUGGAACUGGCGACCGUGACCAUGGCGCACGCGACUAACGCCGUGUUGAGCGUCGAAGACCCGCCAGAUUCGGGGCUCGUGAAGGAGAUUCAGGUCCGCAAUGUCCUCAAUACGACCGUCGAGAACGUCCGGAAACCAAUCGCGACGCACUACAUGAUCGACCACGCAUUCGGUCUCCUCACAAGUGCGACACGCCAUUGUCCAACGGACUGCAAGUCGACGCCGUCCAUGCUCACGCUACUGGUGUCCUGCCUCCGAAGCGCCAAUAUCAUCACGCGCUGCAGUGCGCUCGGUGGGCUCAUCCGCCUCACCGCGAACGAGUCCGAGCCAGACCGGCAGAACUUCGACCCGCAACGGCUCAUCACCGCCGUGCAGCGAGGUUUCCCCGACAACCUGUCCGACCUCAUGAUGGACUACGGCUUCGAGCGCUGCGACACGACGCUCACGCUCAAGAGCACCGCGGACUACCAGCGCGCGAUGAUGCAGUGCGCACAGGACCACGACCUCUACUCGCUCGGGCGCACCCUCGCCAUGCUCAUCCAGCGCACCGAGUUCUCCAUCGCCGAGGGCAUGUUCCAGGCAGAUGGCCCGCGGCGCGAGGCGAUCGACAUCGGGCUGCCGUUCACGAUGUGGACGGACUCGCUGCCGCACUGUGCGCGUGCGCUCCGCGCCCGAGGCUCCCGCACGGACUUGGAUAUGGCGGACGUGCUCGACCUCAAGUUCUUCAUCAUCCGGUCGCGCAUUCCCGACGCGAUCGCGCUCGGGCAGCGUGCGGUGGAGCGGAACCCGGACCUUGCGUACGCGUACUACGCGAUCAGCAUGGGCGCGGACCACCAACAGGGCCUGCGCGCGGUGAAGAAGGGCCUGAAGUGCAAGACGAUCACGCCGUUCGUGCGCCAGUACCUACUUUGGCGCGCGGUGGAGCAUGCGGGCGACCUCGGGGUGAGCACCCUGCAGGACGCGAAGAGCGAGGGGAAGGACUACGCAGAGGGCAUUGCGUUUCUUAUGUCAGCAUGGGAGGACGCAAAGACGUUCACAGCGGAGGCGCCACCCGAUAACCGCCACAUGCAGACCAUCCUCAACUGGUACAUCAUCCUCACUAUCGCCAUAAAGGGCCCAGAGCUCAGCGAAGACUUGCGGGAGCUUGCAGCCGCACGGCGCAAGCUCGACACAUCCACGCAGUUCAUGACCACGAUCGGGUUCACGAUCAAGAAUACGCAGAUGCGGCUCGCGCGUGUCCUCAUCCUCGAGCUGUACCCCAAGGCCGUGAAGGAGUGGGGCGCGUUCGUCGUGCGCUUCGACGAGCUCGACUCCGGGCUCGACAAGCAGAAGCCGCUCUCGUCGACGCAGGCGGAUGACGACCUCGCAGCGUGGCUCGACAACCUGAAGCUCGACGACGGCACGGACGAGCACGGCCACGCGCAUCCGCACGCGUGCAGCCACCCGAAAAUCAGCAUGAACAACGUCGCGCUGUACCGCUGCUCAUGGUGCGGGAACCCGAGCGCGGUCCUAAGGAAGUGUGGUGGGUGUGGCAAGACAAGGUAUUGCGACGGGCCGUGUCAGAAGAAGCACUGGUCAGAACACAAGGUCGAGUGCAAAUCGAAGUAAACUCUUUUUCAGCUGUCACUCUCUGUAAU
Molecule: messenger RNA, 2174 nt
Organism: Trametes versicolor FP-101664 SS1
Lineage: Eukaryota; Fungi; Basidiomycota; Agaricomycetes; Polyporales; Polyporaceae
Exons: 5
Coding region: 1-2145 (714 amino acids)
Source: RefSeq, a predicted model, not a curated record